Triplophysa rosa is the source of this 2110-nucleotide messenger RNA. Its product is annotated as UDP-glucuronosyltransferase 2C1-like. Bases 1 to 1581 code for a protein of 526 amino acids. The transcript has 6 exons. Lineage: Eukaryota; Metazoa; Chordata; Actinopteri; Cypriniformes; Nemacheilidae. Gene Ontology annotation, molecular function: UDP-glycosyltransferase activity. The record is from RefSeq and is a predicted model, not a curated record.
AUGAGACUUGUAGCUUGUUUCCUUUCCUUCUUCAUUUUGUUCGGCCCCGCAGAAUGUGGGAACAUCUUGAUCUGGCCAACCGAAGGCAGUCAUUGGAUUAAUCUCAAAAUUGUGUUGGAAAUGUUGAUGGACAGAGGACACACCGUAACGGUGCUGGUGCCGGACGCCAAAAUGUUCAUGAGCGUCAAAGAAUCGGAUCUCUUCAGCCAAAUGCACUUUAACAUGUCCAUAUCUUCUGAGGAGAUGCAUGCUUUCCUUGAGGAAAUGCUGCACUUCUCAAUCUAUGAAGUUGACAAAUUGAACGUGCUGCAGAUUGUGAUCAAAUUCUACCAGCUUGCCUCCCAACAUCUGGCUAUGGGUAUUUCAUACUGUGACGGCAUUCUGAAAUCUCCAGGGUUGUUGGACAGAUUGCGACGUGGAAAGUUUGAUGUCGUUUUGUCCGACCCCAUCUUCCCAUGCAGUGAUAUAAUGGCAGAACAGCUGAACGUUCCCUUGGUGUUCACGUUCAGAUUCUCCAUCGGUCACGCGACUGAGCGGAUGUGUGGUCAGAUACCAGCACCACCAUCAUAUGUACCUGGAGCCAUGAGUAAACUCACAGACAACAUGACUUUUACGGAGCGAAUCGCAAAUAUGAUCUUCUACCUUUCGCAAGAUGCUUUUGCCAAAAUUUUGUGGAGAACAUUUGACAACUAUUACACUGAAUAUUUAGGACGACCCACUUCCUACUGUGAGAUGUUGGGUAAAGCUGAUAUCUGGUUAAUCAGAACUUACUGGGACUUUGAGUAUCCACGACCAUUCCUGCCUAACUUCAAAUACGUUGGAGGGCUUCACUGCACCCCUGCCAAACCGCUACCCAAGGAUAUGGAGGAGUUUGUACAGAGCUCGGGGGAUGAUGGGAUAGUGGUGUUCUCGUUGGGGUCCAUGGUAAAGAAUAUGACCAAAGAGAAGAGCAACACCAUCGCGUCAGCCCUGGCACAGAUACCUCAGAAGGUCUUGUGGCGAUAUGUCGGAGAGAAGCCUGAUACCCUUGGACCAAACACUAGAAUCUAUGACUGGAUCCCUCAGAAUGAUUUAUUGGGUCAUCCCAAAACCAGAGCAUUCAUCACUCAUGGAGGCACUAAUGGCAUAUAUGAAGCCAUAUAUCACGGUGUCCCGAUGGUGGGCAUCCCCUUGUUUGGUGACCAGCCGGAUAACAUGGCCCAUAUGAUAGCCAGAGGAGCUGCUGUUGUCAUGGACUAUAACAGCAUGAAGACUCAAGACCUGUUAGACGGACUUAACGCUGUCAUUACAGACCCCUCGUAUAAAGAGAAGGCUGCACAUUUGUCCAGGGUCCAUCAUGACAGACCGGUGAAGCCUCUGGAUGAGGCGGUUUUCUGGAUUGAGUUUGUCAUGCGCAAUAAAGGUGCUAAACAUCUGCGUGUUGAGGCUCAUAAUCUUACCUGGUACCAAUACCACUGUCUGGAUGUGUUUGCUUUUCUCAUCACCAUUAUGACUGUAAUCCUCUACAUCUUCUUUAAAAUGUGUAAAUGCUUCAUAAUGCGUUGCCGUUUGAGAUCAAAGGCUAAAAGCAAAAGGGAGUGAAAUAUACUUUGAAAAAGUCUUGAAUCCUGUACUUAACAUUCUGUCUCUGCCUACACAUGGGACGCCAAUCCUGAAGUCCACUAGCUUUGGCCCUGACCUGUUUUCAACUCUUUACCUCAUGUUCCUCCUAAUAAGGCUCCUAUGAAAUCUAUGACUAUGAUCUUUCACAUAUAUUUUGUCUAAUUUGACAAUAAUUUUAGCUACGACUAAUAGUGUAGUAUUAUCACUUUUAUUUAAUAGGUUUUAGCGUUUCAAAUCCAUUCUGUAGGAAUCUGUACUUCUGUAGAAAUCGCACUGUAAAAUGAGGACAGACUAUGUAAAAUUAAAAUCAAAUUAUUAUUGAUUAGAAGGCAAAUUCAUUUUUGAUUUAAUGUGUGCCUACAUUUCAUUUAGUAAAUAAAUAUCGUCCAUGUUGUAUGUUUGUCUAAUGUGUGUUUAAAUGUCCAGCCUGAAGAACUGCAUCGUGUGUCUUAAUUCCUUCUAAGGUUUACUUGGCAUUGUUUGCUUUGAUUUGCUUAUUGGGGAUUUG